This is a messenger RNA of Trametes versicolor FP-101664 SS1, 261 nucleotides long. RefSeq names its product tannase-domain-containing protein. NCBI's taxonomy places the organism in Eukaryota, Fungi, Basidiomycota, Agaricomycetes, Polyporales, Polyporaceae. The record is from RefSeq and is a predicted model, not a curated record. The transcript is spliced from 2 exons. Bases 1 to 261 code for a protein of 86 amino acids.
AUGCAGGGUGGACACGGCGCGAACUCUUUUGGGGGCUCCUUCCAGCAGGCCGUCCCCAACGAUCCUGCGCACGACAUCCUCGCCGCGCUCAUCCACUGGGUCGAGGACGGCGUCGCGCCGGACACCAUCAUCGCCACGAAAUUCAACAACGACAGCGCGGCGGACGGGGUCGCGUUCACGCGCCCGCUGUGCAAGCACCCGCUGAAGGCGCGGCUCCGGGGCGGCGACGAGAACGACGCUGCGAGCUUCGAGUGCGCCUGA